Molecule: messenger RNA, 4802 nt
Organism: Girardinichthys multiradiatus
Lineage: Eukaryota; Metazoa; Chordata; Actinopteri; Cyprinodontiformes; Goodeidae
Gene: tgfb5
Product: transforming growth factor, beta 5
Exons: 7
Coding region: 972-2219 (415 amino acids)
Biological process (GO): transforming growth factor beta receptor signaling pathway; regulation of cell population proliferation; SMAD protein signal transduction
Cellular component (GO): extracellular region
Molecular function (GO): cytokine activity; growth factor activity; type II transforming growth factor beta receptor binding
Source: RefSeq, a predicted model, not a curated record
ACUGAGGAUAUGCAGGAUAAUGCACUCACAUCACCCAGCUCUGUGUUUUUACCAGACCUCCCUGUCCUGCAAGCAUCUCGCUCAUUUAGAACAAGAAUUUCUAAUUUACUGCAAACCUUUUUCUUAUUUCUGAAGGUUUUCUGCAAAAAACUUCUUUAAAGUUUUAUUGAUUCUUGUCUUUUAUUUUAUUUUUUGUGUUUUUUGCUCAAAUGAGAGGCAGGAAAGGACCUACCAUUUUUAUCCUAACAUAAAUCAAACGUGUUUUUCAUUUUUUUUUUCUAAGUGCAUUCAGGCUUCUUACCUAAAACGGGGGAUGGGAGGACCUUAUUUGGUCUUUUUGGGACUGUAGCUGUAUUUUGUGCAAGCGGAUAUGGACCAGUUUUCUGCUCCACAGAUGCGUCUUUCAGAGGUGAGAGCGCCGGAGCCGUGCUGCCUCGGAUAAAGUGCGGCCGCUGCAGGUUUUUCUGUUUGGAGGGUUUGCGACAUGGGCUGAGCUCCUGAAACAACUCUGCGUUGGUCUCCUGAAAGCUGCUCUAAUAUGCGAGGAUGGACGGCGGGAAGCGGAGAGUGAUGAAGCUUUAAUUUCUCCGUCACAGAAAGUCACGCACUGGUACCGGGACAAGUGAGCUAAUUACGCUGUAGACAUUUAAUUAUAUAGAGGAAUCAACCAGUAAAUUACUUUAUUUAACAGUGUAUAUUCUACGGAAAAUAAUGACAAUGGGUCUUUUAUUUCUAAUAUAUGAUGGACGCUUGUAUAAAAGUUAAUGAGACCAGAAAAAAAAAAGUUGGUUAUCUGUCUCUAUUGAAUAUAUAUAUAUAUAUUUUAAUUAAUCAAAAGUGGAAAAAGUUGGACUGUUUACACAUCUUGGAUCACAUUACGCGCACUUCCCAGCGCGCUUGAUUCCGAGACGCAGCUUCACUGCCGUUCAGGGAGUAGAUCCUUUCUUCCUUCAUCUGCUCCCCGGGCAACCAUGCGGCUCCCCUUCCUGCUCCUGCUGCUGCUCCGGCUCUCCGAGGGGUUCAACACGUGUCAGUCCAUCGACCUGGACGCGCGGAAGUCGCGGCGCAUCGAGGCGGUGCGCGGCCAGAUCCUCAGCAAGCUGCGCAUCCGCAGCCCACCGGAGGACGACGACGACGACGACCCGCCGCCGGGCUCCGUGCCGCCGGAGGUCUUGCUGCUCUACAACAGCACGCGGGAGCUGAUGAAGGAGCGCGCGCGGCUGGCGGAGUCCGCGUGCGAGCGCGAGAGCAGCGAGGAGGAUUAUUACGCCAAAGAGGUGCAGAGGAUCGACAUGCAGCCCCCCCGCACCGACUCCAAUGCCGUGCAGCCAGCGGCACCAAACCUCUACUAUCGAGUGGUCUACUUUGACGUCAGGGAAGUGGACCUGAUCAACAGUACCCUGGUCAAGGCUGAGUUCAGGAUCUUCAGAGCUCCUAACCCACAGGCUCGGGCCUCGGAGCAAAGAGUGGAGCUCUACCAGAUACUGAAGCCAGAGGAAGACAGCACCUCCACUCAGCGCUACAUCGACUCUCGGACCGUCCAGCUGAGAGCAAAGGGAGCCUGGCUCUCCGUGGACGUCACAGAAACAAUCAAAGACUGGGUGUCAGAUCCAGAAAACAAUCUUGGCUUGAAGCUGGGCAUCCACUGUCCCUGCUGCACCUUCGUCCCAUCCACCAACAACAUUGUCCUCAACAAGAGCGAGGAGCUGGAGACCCUGUUUGCUGGUGUUGAUGACGAGCGGCUUCGUCAGAUGAGGAAGCCUGGUCAGGUUAAAGGUCAGGCAGAUUUCAGCACCAAGACACCACACCUCAUCCUCACCCUGCUGCCCAGCGACAGAGUGGACAACCCCGCCAAGAAGAACCGUAAGAGGAGGGCGGCAGCCACAGAAACCACAACCUGCUCCCGAGGGUCGGAUCAGGGCUGCUGCCUGCGCUCGCUCUACAUCGACUUCAGACGAGACCUCAACUGGAAGUGGAUUCACGAGCCAAAAGGUUACAAAGCCAACUUCUGCGCCGGAAACUGUCCGUACCUCUGGAGCGCCAACAACCACUACAACAUGAUCCUGCCCCUGUACAACAAGCUAAACCCCGAGGCCUCCGCCUCCCCAUGCUGCGUCCCUCAGGACCUGGAGCCCCUCACCAUCAUGUACUUCAUCGGGCGCACGCCUCGAGUCGAGCAACUUUCCAACAUGGUGGUCAAAUCCUGCAAGUGUCGCUGAUAGAAAUAGACAGGAGAACUCUGGAAACUGCUCGUCUGAGAUGGAUCCCUCUGUUUGAUCCUUUCCUGGCAGACUGAACCAUACGUCAGGAGUUUUGUUCCUUAGUCAUUCUUCAUUCCCUGGAACUUUCCGUUUGAUGUUGGACCUUGUAAAUAUAACUACACAGGUUUAUUAAAAGUGUGCCUGAAUGCUAAAAUUCAGAAAAAGCUUUUUUUUUCCAUCAGAAUCCUGUCUCGGUAGUGUUCCCUGUGGAGCCACACCCAGACGUGUUUGUUUUAUGCUUAAAGGUGUUAAUUUGAAGGUGAGGUGAGGCCUCGAAGACUCUGCAGAGAUGAAAAAGCGAAGGAGGGCAGGCAGCAGAUAGGAGAGAGAAGCAGGAGCUGCGUCCAGGCGGAGGCCAUGCCAGCUCUCUGUGGUCCCAAGACUGAAAUCUGCCCGCCGUAAACAGGAUAUGAAAGGUUUCCAGACACCGACCCGACCACUCACGGAACGCCAGAUUUAAACGCUCCCCUCAUCUCAUCUCCUCUCCCUCUCUUUCUCUGCGUGUUGCUCGAGGUUCUGGGAUUUGUGGUGGGUGGAGAGAGGGAGAAAAGAGAGGCUUUGGAAAUGAGAUGUGGGACGAUAGGGCCACAUUUGGAGCGGCUACGCGUUUGGAAGGUGGCAUUUUGCAGCAAAUUUGUAACUAUUCAGGCCUGGCCCAUGCGUCCCAUAAUCACACUCCCUUUUUUCCUCAUCAUGCAUUCAUUAUCAUAUUGUAAAAGGAUACUCCUGUUCUCUUGAUCAUAUUAUGUGACACCUUUUGUUUACCAGCAACCUCACUGAUCCACAGAGUCUCUUUACACCCAACCAUCCACACUGACCACUUCUGAUAAAAUGUCUAAAUGCUAGAAAUAAAAAAAAAACAUCUCUGGGUCUCAUUUUAAAUAUAGGCUCUCUGGUAUGCCAGCGGUUUGUGUGUGAGAACGAGGCAGGGUGUGUGUGUGUGUGGGUGGGUGUGUGUGUAGGUGAAAUCAUGUGUGAAAGCGAUUCCUUCAGUUUUGUUGUGAUGGUGUGUGGAACAUAUCAGCAGAUCUGCAUCAGAUUCUUCUACAGCAAGAUUUGUUUCUGCCCUGGUUGUCAAUAAAAGGACAGGAAGCGGUCCAGUCAUGACAAACGGGGGGCUACCACAACAACAGCCAGUUAUAGAUGGAUUAAGCAAUCUGGCGGUUUUGGUCAAGUCUUACCACAGCCACAGGAAAUAAGUAAAUAUCUCCAACAUUAUUCUGGUCAACACUUUGUGCAACAGCUUUCCUAAAUGUGAGUCCAGAGAAGAUUAAAGGACUGGUCCACACAAAUAGGAAUCCAACCAAGAUACCAUAGGCCUUGUUUGUAACCAUAAACAAGGUCCCUGGUUGAAUAUUUAUUUUUGUUUUCUCUGGCUGAAUAUUUGACCAAUCUUCUUAUCAGACAGGGGUAAGUUGGUGUGAACUGGUUGCUUUACUGGAGCAGACCCAGAAGGUGUUGUCCCACAUUUAUUUCACCACAAAUUCAGUUCAAUUCCAUUAAGUUUGGUUUAGUUCACUUCAGUGCAAUUCAAUUUAGAUAAGUUCAGUUCAAUUCAGUUUUAUUCACUUCAGUUUAGUUAAAUUCAACUCCAGUGACUUUAUAAGUGAGUUUGUGUAAGCUGGUCUCUUUCCUGGAGCAAACCCAGCUUUUAAAGGUGUCGUUUUUCUCCACAAAUUUGAAUUAAUUAGAUUUUAUUCAAUUCAUUUCAUUUAGCUCAGAUCAGUUGGGGUUGAUUUCAUUUAAUGCAAGUCAGUUCAGUUUAAUACAAUACAUGUACAAUUAUGACUUUUAAAUUGUCCCUGAGGGACAAUUUAAAAGGGCAUGGAAGUAGCCUCAACACAAAUAUUGGGCUAUUUUUGAACAUCUUAACCAAUUUGCCUUUUAUUUGAAGAUGACAGACUGAACCACAUUUUUAAACUUCAUCACCAUGGUGUGCGCCUUGGGACACUCAUAAAACCACAUCAAAACUAACUUUAGAGUGAAUAAAACAGGUCAAUAUUAAGCUUCUUGGAGCCCUUCCCUGAAGCCACAAGCUUCCAGUCUUGCUGAAAAUGUAUGAACUAUGCCUUGAAGCUGGGUCUGUGCCAGGAAAUUAACCAACUUAAAUUAACUCAACCAAUUCUCCCCAGAAGACUAGUCAAACAUCCAGCCCGAUUUAUGCCAGAAGAUUGCUGAUGGCUACAGAAAGCAUUUGGUCAAUGUGCAACUUACUAAGAGACAUUUAACUAGGUACUAGUGGGGAUAUAUGAUUGUUUUUAGGCCUGUUUAUAAAAUCUGAGCCUGUUUAUAAAAUAUUGGCUCAGUAUUGAUAAGAUAAAAUCCAAAUUAAACAUAUUGCACCAAAUUCUUGUUUUUGCAAAUCAUUGAAACUGUAUAAACCACUAGCGGAGUGAUUCUUGUAACACCUUAAAAGUCCUAAAUUAACAUGACAUCCAUGAUCAAUUUAUGUAAACAUCCAACUAAAAGCUUAUGGUUACAUUAAUUCUGGUAACAAUGUAAAUGAUGCAUUUUGUCUAAUUAAAAAUAGAUCUUUUGGCA